GCGGCCACCCGCCCGUGACGACUCCGUGUGAGCCCUGGCCCGGCUCCGCCAUGGCAGCGUGCUGGGGCCAAGCGCUGCUGCUGCUGGUUGUCCUGGCAGUGGCCUCGCCGGGCGUCGACGUCGACGACGACGAGGUCCCCGAGGAGUGGGUGCUGCUGCACGUGGUCCAGGGCCAGAUCGGAGCGGGCAACUACAGCUACCUGCGCCUGAACCACGAGGGCAAGAUCGUGCUGCGCCUGCGCAGCCUGCGCGGGGACGCAGACUUGUACGUGUCCGACAGCACCCUGCACCCCAGCUUCGACGACUAUGAGCUGCAGUCGGCGACCUGCGGCCCUGACGCCGUGGCUGUCCCUGCGCACUUCCAGCGCCCCGUGGGCAUCGGCAUCUACGGGCACCCCUCACACUUGGAAAGCGAUUUCGAGAUGAAGGUGUACUAUGACCGCAGCGUACAGCUGCAGCACUUUGGGGACAGCGGCUACUCGGGGGACGCAGCCCCAGGCCAGCGCGCCCACGACCCCGAGGAUGCACCCCAGGAGGAGGAGUCGGUGCUCUGGACCAUUCUGAUUAGCAUUCUGAAGCUGGUACUGGAGAUUCUCACCUGAGCCCAACAUCGGGGGAGGCUGGUGGCAGCCGGUCUGGCCUUGCUGGUUGACCUGGUUGAGAUCGGGCGUCUUCUAGCUGGGGUUUUGGAAAAGUAAAGCCAUACGCAAUUUUAUUACCUCAGUUAUCCCCAAAGCAGCAGCAGCAAGCACAAUGAUUGCUUUCUUCUGAAGACUUCAAUUUUUUAUCAAGAAUGUGCACAAUAAACGUUUCCGUUUCACCCUGAUUGUCAGGUGACUGAGGAAAGGUUAUUACGCAGUGUAGGUGGAUGUGAAACAUAAAAACGGCAAGCCUUACUUUGGAGACCUAGUCAGAGUCCCGAUGUGUGAAUGCAAGAACUGCUGGAAAUCAAGUCUGAAAAGCAAGAACAUGUGCUUCUUUCUGGGUGUGGUCUCCCAGUGAGUUGCUGACAACUCCAAGUCCCCGUAAAACCUGCUGGUGGUACAAGAAUGAGCACUGGCUGCUCACUGCAGGGUCAGUGUUUCAAACCCUGCAGGCGGUGAGGCAGGCAGUUCUUAACAACUGUGCAGCCUUGGGAACUGGCGCAGCUCCACUCUGUCUUGUAGAGGCUCUGUUGGAACAUCUGGACAGCAGUGUGAAGUGGCAAUCAUGGUAAUUUCGGCUGCACCGGAUUAUAAUAGGCCACCAGUAAUUGAAUCAUUUCGGGCUCCCUAUUAAAAUACUUGGUUAUUAAGUAACAUAUUGCCCGUGCUGGGCUAGAAACAGCAGAAAAGUAAAAUGUGUCUGGCAGGAUGGUAACUUUAUAGGCUAAUGGGGAAAUAGUUAAAAGUGACUAAAUAUUUCAACUGGGUUUUGCUGACAGCUAAAGUUGGAAGAAAAAUACUGGAGGACAGCCAUUCCUCCACCUUGAAUCAGCCGUAAGCCUAUGGGGCUAUUACAAAGAAAUCAGGGCAGGUUUUAAGCAGAAGUAAUUUCAAAAGAUGUUUUAUUGGCAUAAAAAUGAGAAUGUAAGUUGGCACCAAAUAUUUCACAUAAAUGCACAUUACAAUGUUGAGGUCAAAACCCAGUUUAUCCCUCUUUGCUGCUUUUUCCCCUUCUGCCCACUUUCCUGGGAGUUGGGGGAGCUCGCUGACAACAGUCACAAAUCCAGCGACCUAGGAGGAAAAUUAUUCAUAAAAUUUUAUUUACAAGCCUGCAUUUUAAAUCCAUCUAAACUCAUUCAUUCCUUAGCUAUUACUAAUGAUACUCCCCUGUGGAUUUAGGUGGGAAGGGCAAUAAUUUAAGGGGGAAUAAAUGUGAACUUUCCUGAAUCAAUGUUGUGCAAUAGUCACUAGUGUGGACCUUUAAGUUAUCACGAUGUAUGCGAGCUACAAUGACUCGCACUUAGGACUGUCCUUUUCAGUAACGUGUACAACAUACACAAGGCUGAAUUACAACAUGUGAUUUGCUGUUAGUUUACAGAUAACAUUUCCAACCCUCAAAGAUAAAGCUGGGAUUUAUAAAGAUCCUGAUAAUAAAAGGCAAUAACAAACUCUUAAAACAACGAGGUAUUCAACUUGUGUUGGAAAUGACUUACAUAAGCCAAGGACGAUCUUUAUAACCCUUUCUGAGAUCUAAAAGCUUGCAUACAUAUUAAGUCCUUGCAUAAAAGCUGAAUUUGGCUCACUUAAUGCCUUUUCUUUUUGCUGCUCGCUUGCAGCCCGAGGUCCCAAGGCACCACGCUGACUGCACUGUGUCUUGAACAGCUCCGUGUUCCCUGUACGCCAUACCUGAUCUGGGCUCACUACAGAACUUGAGACAUUUUUAAGUUGCUUAGUUUCAUAAUGAUCCCGGGAAACUUUGUUUCAGGCUUGAAUUUUAUAUAGAGUACUUUCCAGUGUUGCCUAUGCAAAUAAGUUUUCAACUUGCACAAGGGUUUGUGUAAAGUUUUAGCCCAGUUGUGGUUUGUCAUUUGAUCCUAUGUUCAUUCUAAAGUAAUUGGGAGUAACCGGGGUGACAUGUACAAAAAACAUAAGUAAUUUUGUUAAAUUUCUAAAUAGGUAAUGUAUAAAAUAAAAUCAAGGCUUUGAGACAAA
Echinops telfairi (small Madagascar hedgehog) is the source of this 2636-nucleotide messenger RNA. RefSeq names its product chromosome unknown C6orf120 homolog (gene CUNH6orf120). The record is from RefSeq and is a predicted model, not a curated record. The transcript has a single exon. Lineage: Eukaryota; Metazoa; Chordata; Mammalia; Afrosoricida; Tenrecidae. The coding region runs from base 51 to 602 and encodes 183 amino acids.